Messenger RNA from Culicoides brevitarsis, 1705 nucleotides. RefSeq names its product adenosine receptor A2a-like. The transcript has 4 exons. Gene Ontology annotation, molecular function: G protein-coupled receptor activity. The record is from RefSeq and is a predicted model, not a curated record. Gene Ontology annotation, cellular component: plasma membrane. Lineage: Eukaryota; Metazoa; Arthropoda; Insecta; Diptera; Ceratopogonidae. The coding region runs from base 43 to 1029 and encodes 328 amino acids. Gene Ontology annotation, biological process: G protein-coupled receptor signaling pathway.
AUCGCCUGAAAAAUUAAAAUGUAACGAAAAUUGAGACGCAAUAUGGAUCGCAUCACGUUACCGCGAAACGCAUCGUAUGUCAAAGAAAGUGAUUUCCCUUACGUUAUUACGAGUAUCGCUUUUGGCAUUCUCUCGGUUUUGACAAAUUUGAUUGUCUUAGUGGCUUUUUACGUGAAAAAAGGGAAACAAACGACAAUUCGAUCUUACGUUAUUUCAAUGGCAAUUGCUGAUGUCUUGUACGGGGCAGUGUCGGUCCCCUUGGCGAUUUUAUCUUCCGUCGGGCUUCCGUAUCGACAACGAGAAUGGUGUUUACUUAGUACGGGAUUUCAAAUUAUGACUGUCGGAUUUACGAUCAUGGCGUUGUUAUCGACCGUCGAAAUGCAGUUCAUUGGGGUGAUGUUUCCGAUUUUUUUCCAGAUGAAAUGGACGAGUCAAGUUGUGCGAUGUCACAUUGCGAGUCACUGGAUCAUGGGAUUUUUAUUUGGAUCUCCGAUUAUUUUGGGAAACAAUUUGGACGAUGACACGUGUUACUUUUUGGAAAUUGUACCGAAAAAUGUCACGUUAUUGGUUACUUUUGGGAUGGUCGUUCCAGCUGCAAGUGUCAUGAUUUUGUGUUAUGUGGCGAUUUAUAUUAGAUUCAUAAAAGCGAUGACACACCGAUUUACGACGUUAGGCGUUGUGCCCGACAAAAAGCCAUCUAGCAACAUGAAAAGUUUUCACGUUAAGACAAGUGCAGUCAUCUUUCUGAAUGUCCUUUUGUUUCUCGUGUGCUGGCUACCGCUCUACAUCCUCGAUACCAUCAACGUGUUUGAUGAGACAUUCACAGCAAACGUUCACAUUAUUAACGCUCUGCUUGUGCUUCGGUGCGUUAGAUGUGCCACGAAUCCGCUGCUGUACGCCUAUCACAUACCCGAAGUGAAAACGAGCAUUUAUGACAUCCACAGAUGGCUGCUGCUGCGAUGUAAUAUCGGGGAUGCCAUAAAACGCGAUCGAAGCAUCUCGCAACAGACAAUUGUCACAAAAUUAUAAAAAAAAGUUUCUUGUCAUAUCACAAUUUUUUUUUGCAAGUCGCGGCGGAAUCACGUUCGAAUGACAAUCCAGUCUCGUAUUUUCCUUCCUUGCAAGAAUUUGUUUCAUUUUUUUACAUAAGAUUGCAAUUUGACGAAUGAACGUUUGCUGUUUGCCACAAAAUUUGCAUGGGAAAUGAACAAACAAAAGCGCAACUGCAGAUUCACUCGUGCAUUUAUGAUUUCCUUUUUGAGUCUCCUUGAAAUUUCAACAGCAACAGCUACAAGUUGUCUGUCGGCAUGCUCUAAAAAUAAUACGCUCGUACAGUCGCACGUUAUUUUUAUAUUUUUUUUUGCAUUUCUGCAUGACUUUCGUAAGAAAAAAGGGAGAUGAUAUAACGGCGGUUGGCAGAGUUACUGCCAUUGUUGUGACACAGUUUGUUUGCUUCCUUAUAUUUAUUGUUGUCUGUCUGGAUGUUGUUGUAAGCAGAGAUGAUCCCCAGCAAAGUACAAGAUGGGAUAAAAUGGCAUUGAAUCAAAGAGAUUGCGAAAUUUUUUACGGAAGGGAAAUCUUAAGUGCAUUUUAAUUUUUAUUUUUUUUUUAUUUUUGAGAUAAUUUUCUAAUUUUUUUUUAAUUUUAACAAUUUCUUUAUAUUUAAUUAAUUUUUUAAUUUUGGAUUUUUACAAAAAAAUUUUAA